This is a messenger RNA of Uncinocarpus reesii 1704, 795 nucleotides long. RefSeq lists its product as uncharacterized. The transcript is spliced from 4 exons. The record is from RefSeq and is a predicted model, not a curated record. The coding region runs from base 1 to 795 and encodes 264 amino acids. Lineage: Eukaryota; Fungi; Ascomycota; Eurotiomycetes; Onygenales; Onygenaceae.
AUGUGCGCUUUUAGCUUGGGGACUGAAACAGAUGGAAGUAUUAUAUAUCCGGCGGACCGCAAUGCGGUGGUUGGCAUCAAGUCCACUGUUGGUUCGGUUUCCUGCGAUGGACUCAUUCCAGAGGCGAGCAGCCUAGAUGCUGUUGGCACCAUUGGCCGAACCGUUGAGGAUGCGCCACUUGCUUUGGAUGCUAUCAAGGGAAAUCUCCAACAAGGUGAGGAUCUGAGGGCUGUCAUCGAGAUGAUAAAAAGCGCCGGAGCCGAAAUUCACGAGGCGACAGACUUCCCCAGUGCGAAAGAAAUUAUUUCACCAACAGGCUGGAACUGUACUUUGAGGGAGCAUGCCCCAGAAGACAAUCCAGAUCUAUCCGAGUUCACGGUCGUGAAGACGGAAUUUUACAAUGAUAUCCGGACAUAUCUUUCCAACUUGGCUGCUAACCCAAAUGAAAUCAAGAGCUUGGAAGACAUUGUUGCGUAUAACAAGAAAAAUGCAGAUAAAGAAGGCGGGUUCCCUGGUAAACAUCCCUGUUGGCCCAUGGGGCAAGACAAUUUCGAGAAAAGCGUCAAGUCCAAAGGUGCCAUGGACGAUACAUAUCACCGGGCUUUGGAAUAUAUCCGGAAAAAGUCGCGGGAAGAAGGAAUUGAUGCCGCUUUGUCGUGGAAAGGCUCGAAGCUUGAUGGGCUUCUCGUGCCAGUUCAAGCAGAACGGGGCGUAGCAUCUCAGGUAGCGGCUAAAGCUGGUAUGGAAUUUCCUUCCCCCCUUGUUGUGAAUCAAGUUCCUGAAACCUUGCGAUAG